AUGUUAAUCACGAAUGGCGUGCUCAAUAGAGAAGAUCCAUUCACUCUCCUCAGAGAAAUGGAUGUCGUCAAUGAAAGAUCUUCAGUCGUCUUUAAUCAACGAGACUUGUCGCGUGCUGAUGUAGAUGCAGUAGUAUACCUUCGACACAGGGUAGACAACUUACUUUUCAUAGUGGCCAACCUCUGUUCGGAUACCUUAGCCGAUAUAGUGCGUUCGGUUACGGUAUACAACAAUAAUCAUCUUGUUACACUAAAUUACGAGGAUUUCAUUAGCUCACAGUGUCCAAAAUCCAAGCUCAAACUUGUGAAUAGUCACGACAAUCUUGGCCACUUGGCAAAAUAUACAGCGUGUGCUGAGACAUCAAGCCAUUAUUGUCUAAUCCAAGAUGAUGACUAUAUAUUACCACCUAGCAUCAUACGCUCAAUGAGAGCACUCCGCGAUCUCGAUCCGGAGGGUGCACCAAUAACAACAUCUACGAAUGAGGGCUUCGUACAAGCGAAAUGGGAGCACUGCAUGAACGCUCCUGAUUACGGUAUACACACUUGUGGAUAUACCCUCGGAACUGGCACGUUGAUGUCAACUAAGAUUGCCCACUCGUUUGUCAACUUUAUGCAAACUCAAAUGGAGCUCUCUCAGAGUGGAAUCGCAAAUGCCGACGAAUAUUUCAGCAUCCUCGCCAACAAUAUAUCACCAAUGGUUGUCGCUGUACCAUCAAUACUCGACCUCGUACAGUACAAAUCGGACGAAGCAAAUGCAUACACUUACUAUGAAGACGCAAUACACGCUCUAUUAUACCAUCUCCCUAAACCGACUUACACACACGCAAAUGGAGUUUCAGAUAAAGCAGCAUCUCUCCUCACUUCAGUCAGGGCUAUUGGUGAUGAUGGGCUUGUUUUCUUGACCAAUAUCGAGCUGCUUCCACUGGUUGGAGCACGAGACAGCUGGAAUGGUCAAACCACAUUCAGAAGGUGGGUUGAGCUUCGAAAAAAGGAACUCGGAAAGGCGCGUACACUUGAGAGCAUCCAAAGUGGAUAUGGAUCUCUCCUCGAUAGGAACGCUUCUACGAACUUCAAAUCAUUUGGUGCUGCAAUGGCAGGUGACUACAUCGCGUUUAGGCUGCCUUAUGCAUCUGCCUUGCAUAUGGCUACAGACUCGACCAAACUCUUUGCCCAUGUCGAUACCGAAUACUCGACCGACGGGCUCAGUUGGACAACACAAGGCCAGACCCUCAAUUGUCACCCUGCAAAAAUGCAUGACAAGGAUGGCAAGAGACUCUUCGAAUGUUCAACCACACUACUUGAAGGUUAUGACUAUGUUCGAUUCAUUCUCACGAAUGACCUGGAAAACUCAAUUGAAUGGUCCAUUUACGAAGCAUGGAUGGCUUAA
Messenger RNA from Wallemia mellicola CBS 633.66, 1386 nucleotides. RefSeq lists its product as hypothetical. The record is from RefSeq and is a predicted model, not a curated record. NCBI's taxonomy places the organism in Eukaryota, Fungi, Basidiomycota, Wallemiomycetes, Wallemiales, Wallemiaceae. Bases 1 to 1386 code for a protein of 461 amino acids. The transcript has 3 exons.